AUGCCACGAGCAACUUUUAACAGAACCAAUGCUGAAAAGGAAGAUGGAAGAAUCACGGCGUUGGCGGGAGGGCCGAUAGUGGUGCCGGUCACCACGGGGGAAAUCAGUUACGCCUCGGGGCUCUUCUUGUCGCAAGCCCAGCAACGCACUCGCGUGAGAAGAGCCAACCGGUCAUCUCGUGAAGAAAGUUCGGCCCCAGUGUCGAUCGGUAUUGCCGUUGAAGACCUCCGUGUCGGGGUUCCCUCGUUACUUGAGCAUCCUUGCCGAUUAUCGUGCAUCAAGUCGGAGUCUCUUCGUACGCUGCUGCGCGCUAGCCAGAUAGUGAAGCUCCUGGAUCUGUGUAAGGAACAACCCGGGUUCGAGAUCUGCGACAUAGGAUGCUUGGAGGAGUCCCCUAUGUCUGGCACGGACAAAUUUUCCGUGCCAACCGUUCAGCUCUCAGCACAUCAGAAACCAGGGCAAGAAUAUACGGAAGCGUGGAUUGAAGUUGCCCGGACAAUCUAUCGCCAUGUUCAAGCGCAAACGACUGAGACUUUUAGCGUGAUCAUAAACGAUCCCUCAUUCUACAAGCGCCUUCGUUUGAGGCCCUGUACUAAGGACGACGCAAUCUUCUCGCAAUGGAAUAAUGUGCUUGCUGAGAUUCUGCGCACGAUCUCUUUGAACGGAAUUCACUACUUCAGCUGUUGUCGACCUGGUGCCCUAGAAUUAUCAAGUGACUUCCCAGCCACCGUCCUGCUGGGUGAGGAUGGGAUGGUACCACAGGAAUGGAAAAUGAUUCGCGAACAGAUCAUCGCAAUCCUUGAAGCGUUCGGCCUCGAGUCAGUUGGGCUACUCAUUUGGAAGGACCAGAAAGGCCUCCAGGCUGAUGAAUAUCCAAAUCUCUGGACCGCAAUGUUCGCCGAUGACACACCCGCCAAUUUGGGGUCCAGUCUGGCCCUGCAUGGUUUGCCUGCAACACAUCCCGGAACACUGGGCGGCUGGGUGGAACUCCAGGAUCCUGAGACUGACAAAUGGGUACCAUAUGCACUAACCUGCGCGCGGUGCGUGCUGCCAGCUGAUGGACACGGGUCUUCUCAAGAGAACAGAAAUUCCAUCUUCGACGAUUGGAAGGCCAACGGCAUCAUGUCACACAUUAAGGACCUCAGUGAGACAAUUCGCUCCUUCGAAGCCGAGCGUGUUUCCACUGAGGUGCAAGGCGCUCGAGAGAAGGACGAGCUAAUGCCGCCUGAUAAAUCGGCUGCUGCCUCAAAGCAUCUCAGCGAAAUGUUCCUCAGACGUAAAGCGAAACGCGAACAGCUUCAGGCGUAUCUUGACAGCAAGAGCAAUAUCCUUGGUGUUGUGGUGGCAGCGUCCGCGCUGGAGUCGCAGCACAAAGACGGAUUUCUGGACUGGGCACUUGUAUCCCCGCGGGAAGACCGGCCGCUUGGGGACAACAUUGUAAGCAUUCUGCCCAAGUCUAAUAGCGCUUCACUGACGGUUUAA
Aspergillus homomorphus CBS 101889 is the source of this 1482-nucleotide messenger RNA. RefSeq lists its product as uncharacterized. The transcript has 3 exons. The record is from RefSeq and is a predicted model, not a curated record. NCBI's taxonomy places the organism in Eukaryota, Fungi, Ascomycota, Eurotiomycetes, Eurotiales, Aspergillaceae. The coding region runs from base 1 to 1482 and encodes 493 amino acids.